Exaiptasia diaphana is the source of this 1664-nucleotide messenger RNA. RefSeq names its product exopolyphosphatase PRUNE1. Gene Ontology annotation, cellular component: cytoplasm. The record is from RefSeq and is a predicted model, not a curated record. Gene Ontology annotation, molecular function: exopolyphosphatase activity. Lineage: Eukaryota; Metazoa; Cnidaria; Anthozoa; Actiniaria; Aiptasiidae. The transcript is spliced from 5 exons.
AUCGACCUAAGUUCUGGGCAUUUUAACAAUAGCAAAUUAUCUUAGAUUUGCUAACUUACUUCACCAGGAUACAAAUAUAUAUCUGUUGCAGUUAACUAAAGUGGUUUUUAUCAUGAUUUUAUCGUUUAAAGAUUAUCUCAAGUCUUUAAAGAUCUUUGCACAAGGAGAUUUUUUGGAUUAUCACAACAAGAUUCACGUYGUCAUUGGWAAUGAAGCUUGRGAUCUUGAUUCAGCAGUCUGUGCAAUUGUUUAUGCUUACGGCCUCCAUAAGGUUUGUAAUUAAWWKCAGUAAUGCAUGGAUYUGAAGUCGAAUCUUGUCAUUCCSGUUUUAAACGUCCCAAGAGAAGACUACAGACUCAGAACUGAAAUAACGCACACCAUGACAAGAUCUGGCAUUGAGGCUGAUGACUUGAUAUUCAUUGAUGAAAUAAAUCUGCAGAUCAUGAAGGCUCAUGGGGAAUUGACUGUGACUCUGGUAGACCAUAAUAUCAUUCCAGGUCAUCAGGCUUUUCUGAAGGAUGCUGUAGUUGAGAUUAUAGAUCAUCACAAAGAAGAAAUGCCAUCAUCACCAAACUACUCCAAAACCAUCGAACCAGUUGGUUCCUGCAGUACUCUUGUGGCUGAAAAGAUCUUACAACUAGCACCUGACAUCCUAGAUGAACAAGUUACUGGUCUUCUACUUGCAGCAAUACUAGUAGACACAGUCAACCUUGAUCCAAGGGCAGGCAGAAAGACUGACAAAGAUGUUCAAGUUGUUGAACAACUGAAAAAGUACUUGAAAACAGAUGUCAGUUGUGAGGAAUUGUAUUUGUCAGUCAGUAAAGCAAAAUUUGACACUUCAACACUAACAUGCAUGGAAAUUCUACGAAAAGACUUCAAAGCUGUCCCAACAAACCAGAAAAGUCAUUUAUCAAUAGGAAUAAGUUCCAUAGGACUCUCAUUGCAGUCUUUUUUCACCAAAGARAACAUUGCUGAAGACCUGAGUGAGUUUUCAAAACUAAGAGGACUCAGUGUGUUGGUAGUCAUGGCAAUGUAUUUCCAUUCAAUGGAAGGACCUCCAAGUAGGCAGCUAGCUGUUUAUGGGCUUGAUAAAGGUGGAGCUGAAAAGUUGUCACAGUUUUUGAAGGAUAAAAAYGAACUGGAGCUUGUUGCAAUGGAAUCUGUUCUACAGGGUUGUGAAUGUUAUGACCAAAAGAAUGUCAAAGCYUCACGGAAACUUGUGUUUCCUUUGGUGAUGGAAUUUCUAAACAGCUAAAUGUAUUGUUGUCUUGUCUAGCCUACUGGUAACUGUUUGGUUUUGUUCUUUGGACCUCUUGUUGAAGGAGUGUCCAUCCUCUCCUCCUUGGCUCCUCACUCCUCAUUGGCUGUUGUCUUCAACAAAGAAAACCAAGGAAGGAAAAAAUAAAAAAAAAAACAACAACAACAACAAACAAACAAACAAAAAGAAAAUAAAACAAAAAUAAAACUUGCACAAAUUUUGCGUUAUGAAUUUUAAGUUCAGUAUUUAUCUUAAUCCUCAGUAAUCAAAGUGCCACUAGUUAUUAAAACUCAAUUUUUACCUUUUGUUGAAUAAGAGUUUAAAAUCAUCAUUAAUUGAUAUACCUGUGUAKAACUAUUGCACUGCACAAGUCUUAUUCAAUGAAUAAAUAUCAUUGAUGAUUCCA